AUGGACACAACAUAUAGACUGGGCGGUUGGAGAAGAGAAGGGGAGAUGGGGGAGUGGGAGCAUAAGCAGAAAAGUGAGAGGUGUCCAUAUAAGUGAAUGGGCCUGAACAAAUACUGACGGAAGUGAAGGAAUGGAGAGCAUGAGGUAAGGAGGGAGAGCAAGAUUCAAUCUAAACAAAACACACAUUAAGUAUCCCCCAACCUUGAAAUGAAGUGAAAGAAAACAUAACCUCACUAAAAUGGUGCUGUAAUAUCCAGUGCUUGUAGCUGUUUAUGUGAUUUGACCUUGAUACGCCUCUUGUAUGACACAUGUACUGUGGCAGUAGACCCAUGGUCAACCAACCCAGGAUCUGGGAGAGAUACAGGAUGUGCAGGCUUUUGUUCCAGCCCUGCACUAAUGCACCUGAAUUAACACAUUUGAUUCAACAAAUUGAUUGGAACAAAAUUGUUUGUGGUGGGCUGGAACAAAAAGCUGCACACCACAUAGCUCCCUUGGCUCAGGGUUGGUGACUAUAGUGCACAGUGCAUCACAACACAACACAGUACAGUACAGUAUGUGUUUGAUAUCAUAAUGAAGUGCAGUAUGGGUUGUGAUAAUCUAUUUUCAAAGUCCCCACAGUUACUCCCCAACAACUACUUAAGCGUUUUGCUUGCAUUCUACCUGUCUUUUUGUGUCUGUAUAAAGCGGGUAUCAUAGUCCAAACCUUGUAUGCGUAUGCACAGCAGUGUUCUAGAAUAUUGGACCAUUGGCAUUCAUACUUUUCAAAUUCUCAGUGCGGCUUAAGCAAUUUCUCCAACUGUUAACACGUUCAAAUGAAAAAAGGACACGUGUUGGUUGGGAAUUUUGGGAAGGUGCGCGUUCGGGCUGUGCGUCCCCGGCGGACAGUGGUCUCACAGCCGCGUAGCUACAGUGGGGAAAAAAAGUAUUUAGUCAGCCACCAAUUGUGCAAGUUCUCCCACUUAAAAAGAUGAGAGAGGCCUGUAAUUUUCAUCAUAGGUACACGUCAACUAUGAUAGACAAAAUGAGGGAAAAAAAUCUAGAAAAUCACAUUGUAGGAUUUUUAAUGAAUUUAUUUGCAAAUUAUGGUGGAAAAUAAGUGUUUGGUCAAUAACAAAAGUUUCUCAAUACUUUGUUAUAUACCCUUUAUUGGCAAUGACACAGGUCAAACGUUUUCUGUAAGUCUUCACAAGGUUUUCACACACUGUUGCUGGUAUUUUGGCCCAUUCCUCCAUGCAAAUCUCCUCUAGAGCAGUGAUGUUUUGGGGCUGUCGCUGGGCAACACGGACUUUGAACUCCCUCCAAAGAUUUUCUAUGGGGUUGAGAUCUGGAGACUGGCUAGGCCACUCCAGGAUUUUGAAAUGCUUCUUACGAAGCCACUCCUUCGUUGCCCGGGCGGUGUGUUUGGGAUCAUUGUGAUGCUGAAAGACCCAGCCACGUUUCAUCUUCAAUGACCUUGCUGAUGGAAGGAGGUUUUCACUCAAAAUCUCACGAUAUAUGGCCCCAUUCAUUCUUUCUUUACACGGAUCAGUCGUCCUGGUCCCUUUGCAGAAAAACAGCCCCAAAGCAUGAUGUUUCCACCCCCAUGCUUCACAGUAGGUAUGGUGUUCUUUGGAUGCAACUCAUCAUUCUUUGUCCUCCAAACACGACGAGUUGAGUUUUUACCAAAAAGUUCUAUUUUGGUUUCAUCUGACCAUAUGACAUUCUCCCAAUCCUCUUCUGGAUCAUCCAAAUGCACUCUAGCAAACUUCAGACGGGCCUGGACAUGUACUGGCUUAAGCAGGGGGACACGUCUGGCACUGCAGGAUUUGAGUCCCUGGCGGCGUAGUGUGUUACUGAUGGUAGGCUUUGUUACUUUGGUCCCAGCUCUCUGCAGGUCAUUCACUAGGUCCCCCCGUGUGGUUCUGGGAUUUUUGCUCACCGUUCUUGUGAUCAUUUUGACCCCACGGGGUGAGAUCUUGCCCCAGAUCGAGGGAGAUUAUCAGUGGUCUUGUGUGUCUUCCAUUUCCUAAUAAUUGCUCCCACAGUUGAUUUCUUCAAACCAAGCUGCUUACCUAUUGCAGAUUCAGUCUUCCCAGCCUGGUGCAGGUCUACAAUUUUGUUUCUGGUGUCCUUUGACAGCUCUUUGGUCUUGGCCAUAGUGGAGUUUGGAGUGUGACUGUUUGAGGUUGUGGACAGGUGUCUUUUAUACUGAUAACAAGUUCAAACAGGUGCCAUUAAUACAGGUAACGAGUGGAGGACAGAGCAGCCUCUUAAAGAAGAACUUACAGGUCUGUGAGAGCCAGAAAUCUUGCUUGUUUGUAGGUGACCAAAUACUUAUUUUCCACCAUAAUUUGCAAAUAAAUUCAUUAAAAAUCCUACAAUGUGAUUUUCUGGAUUUUCUCAAUUUGUCUGUCAUAGUUGACGUGUACCUAUGAUGAAAAGUACAGGCCUCUCUCAUCUUUUUAAGUGGGAGAACUUGCACAAUUGGUGGCUGACUAAAUACUUUUUUCCCCCACUGUAUGUCCCAAUUGGACACCGGACUAUCAAGUCUCAGCGUCUGUGGACUAUGAUUUAUGCUUUAAGAACUGGUUGAAAGAGCCCUAUUUUGUACUGUGUGUAUCAUGUACUUGAGGAUAUUGCACAGGCAGCUUUUUCCGAAUAUGGAAUUGCUGUUGGUGGUGUAUCUGGGCGACGCUUGAGUUCUAUUUACUGUUUUCUUAAUUAAAAGGAGCAGAAAAGCUGGCGGCACAAUGACUUUAAGUCCAAGGAUGUUCUUCCUGAAAGAUAACCAGGCGUGACCGCCAUUUUAUUCACUGUCAUGAGUCUGUCGCCAUUAGGAUGGAUACAAACCUGUGUUUACGGAUACUCAUAUAACAAUUAUACAGUUUGAGACGUCCCUGGUUACCGACCUCUUCAUGUGGUCAUUGCUUUUCUUCAUGUCCUGUUUUAAGGGAUUCCUAGUGGCUUUCUGCUUCCUUUUCCAUAAAAAAUAAAAUAAAGCGUGCCAGUGCCUCUGGUCCUGUAAUUUUCCCACAUCCACUUUUGUAAGAGAACUGGUAUGAAGUGAAACACAGUGUGCAGCUGUCCACUUGCCCGUCGCUCGCCCUUUGUGAGACGUUUUCCAGUCGAGAAUACUAAUGGCUGCAUGUCUGUGGAGCUAACCCAGCUGGCGUGAAUACAAACAACAUUUAUUCGACCACAAGAAAGUGCCGUUUUAUACUACACUUGUGUCUCUUUGUUUGCUUUGUGUUUGAAGACCUUUGCUUGGAUAGAUUGUCAUUUGAUAUAAAGUAACAGUAAUGAUGAGUGUAAGGAUUAAAAAAACACUGAUUAAUGACCUGUGCACUUCGAUUGCGAGUGACUUCAGCUAACAUGAUUUUCGUGAACAUCUGGAAAAUUGCCUUUUAAAGUAUAUAGCUGUGCGGAGGUCACUAAUCUGUGUUGGACGGAAUCCCGGCCUAAAUUUGAACACAUAGUGCAUGUGUGCUUAUAUAUAUAUAUAUAUACAGUGAGGGAAAAAAGUAUUUGAUCCCCUGCUGAUUUUGUAUGUUUGCCCACUGACAAAGAAAUGAUCAGUCUAUAAUUUUAAUGGUAGGUUUAUUUGAACAGUGAGAGACAGAAUAACAACAUAAAAAUCCAGAAAAACGCAUGUCAAAAAUGUUAUAAAUUGAUUUGCAUUUUAAUGAGGGAAAUAAGUAUUUGACCCCCUCUCAAUCAGAAAGAAUUCUGGCUCCCAGGUGUCUUUUAUACAGGUAACGAGCUGAGAUUAAAGCACACUCUUAAAGGGAGUGCUCCUAAUCUCAGUUUGUUACCUGUAUAAAAGACACCUGUCCACAGAAGCAAUCAAUCAAUCAGAUUCCAAACUCUCCACCAUGGCCAAGACCAAAGAGCUCUCCAAGGAUGUCAGGGACAAGAUUGUAGACCUACACAGGGCUGGAAUGGGCUACAAGACCAUCGGCAAGCAGCUUGGUGAGAAGGUGACAACAGUUGGUGCGAUUAUUCGCAAAUGGAAGAAACACAAAAGACCUGUCAAUCUCCCUCGGCCUGGGGCUCCAUGCAAGAUCUCACCUCGUGGAGUUGCAAUGAUCAUGAGAACGGUGAGGAAUCAGCUCAGAAAUACACGGGAGGAUCUUGUCAAUGAUCUCAAGGCAGCUGGGACCAUAGUCAACAAGAAAACAAUUGGUAACACACUAUGCCGUGAAGGACUGAAAUCCUGCAGCGCCCGCAAGGUCCCCCUGCUCAAGAAAGCACAUAUACAGGCCCGUCUGAAGGUUGCCAAUGAACAUCUGAAUGAUUCAGAGGAGAACUGGGUGAAAGUGUUGUGGUCAGAUGAGUCAGGGACAGGACAACUUCACCGCAUCAAAGGGACGAUGGACGGGGCCAUGUACCGUCAAAUCUUGGGUGAGAACCUCCUUCCCUCAGCCAGGGCAUUGAACAUUUCGUUGAAAUUUGUCCUUUGGUCUGGAGUCCAAAUUGGAGAUUUUUGGUUCCAACUCCGUGUUUUUGUGAGAUGUGGUGUGGGUAAACGGAUGAUCUCCGCAUGUGUAUUUCCCACCGUAAAGCAUGGAGGAGGAGGUGUUAUGGUGUGGGGGUGCUUUGCUGGUGACACUGUCUGUGAUUUAUUUGGAGUGCUGCAUCAGAUGACUUGGCCUCCACAAUCCCCCGACCUCAACCAAAUUGAGAUGGUUUGGAAUGAGUCUGACAGCAGAGUGAAGGAAAAGCAGCCAACAAGUGCUCAGCAUAUGUGGGAACUCCUUCAAGACUGUUGGAAAAGCAUUCCAGGUGAAGCUGGUUGAGAUAAUGCCAAGAGUGUGCAAAGCUGUCAUCAAGGCAGGGGGUGGCUAUUUGAAGAAUCUCAAAUAUAAAAUGUAUUUUGAUUUGUUUAACACUUUUUUGGUUACUACAUGAUUCCAUAUGUAUUAUUUCAUAGUUUUGAUGUCUUCACUAUUAUUCUACAAUCAAGAAAAUAGUAAAAAUAAAGAAAAACCCUUGAAUGAGUAGGUGUUCUAAAACUUUUUACCGGUAGUGUGUGUACUGGGUUAUCCUUGGUCAGCCAAAUGAACUUGCCUCUGUUUUGAGGGUGUCUGGGGCUCAUUUAGUAGGCUAGUAGUAAGCUCUGUGAAACUGUUGGAGGUGGAUUGGUGCAACUGGUGCUUGAUUAUUAGAAUUUCAGUCACAUAGAAUGACUAAAAAAGCCUGAGUUAAGCCAGCUGGAUAGGAGUGUACUCCCCCAACACAAACACAUAUACCCACACACACACAAACACGCGCACAGAGUAUUUGUGUGUAUUUUGAUGAGAGGACCUUCUUCAUUUAAUGUGAGCAGGGUUGUAUUUUUUGAGCAGCUCACAGACUCUGCUUGUCUCUAAAACAGUGUCUGCAGUCAUAGUGACCUAAUAGUCUACUGUGUCUGUUAAUAGCUACUGUGUCUGUUAAUAGUCUACUGUGUCUGUUAAUAGUCUACUGUGUCUGUUAAUAGCUACUGUGUCUGACUGAAAGAUAAUACAAAUGAAAGAAAAACAAUAUUCACAAAUAUGUGUACAAAGACGGAUAACUAAAUCAUUUUCCAAAUGGUUGGUUUUCCGCAAUAAUUGAUUUUUUUUGCAGAACAUGCACUCAAAUUGGCCUUUAUCUGCAGAAUUUACCAUUGCUCCCCAAAAUGCAUUUAUGUUCACCGCUGCUAGAUGGCACCAGCCAUAUACUUACCCAGUCAGCUAACCUAACGUAGCCAGGCGUAAAAGAAAUGCCUGAAACUAGAUCCACCACAUUCUGGUCUUGACAAGAAUAAAAAAGAACUGUCAGGAAAGGUUCUCUUCUGCACUUUUCAACCAAUCCAGUAAAUGUGAAGGAGAAGUUAAGAUGGAGUGUUGCCUUGUUAACUUCCGUUUGUUGGCAACUUCGCUAAUGCUACCAGUCAGCAAACAUUCAGGGAGAUUCUCAAUUGGCCAAAAGUCUGUCCUCUCCUCGACUCCGUCCUCCUCUCCUCUCUGACCAGGAAACCGAUAAGUGGUCGAGUGGUCGAGGAGAAUGUCAGUUUGUCAGUAAGCGAAUGCAGGAGUGUCCUCCUCACCUCGAUAGCCUCCUCUCGCGAAAUCCUCUGCGGAAGAGUUUUGAAAUCUGCCACACCCCCUUUGAAUCAGCUGUUGCACAUAUUUAAAAACGAUACGCUACUUAUCCUUUUAUCUAUAAAAUCUCUAGCACAACUAGCUACAUUUCUUUUUAAUACUUCACACAUUUAUUUUGGGAUACCACACCUGUAACCGUCAUUUGCAUGAUAACGUGCUAGUGAAGAAGGUCUAAUUUCAUAGAAGUGCAUUUGUUUCCACGUUUCCUCCACUCCUCUCCUUGAUUACCUUUGACUUUAAAAAAAAAAAAGAGGUGAGGAGAAGAGGAUGCAAGGAGUUGAGCAGAACCAAUUGAGAUUCUCCCUUCAUCAUGGAGGAAGAGAGGUUUUUACGACCAGCUAAGCCAAAUGGCAGAAAACUAGCCAACUUAUCAGGUUUAUAGGGUUUUUAAUUUUUUUUAAAAUAUUUGCUCUAAGUGGUAUUUUAGGCUAAUUUUUUAAGUCUGUAGAAUUUUGGGAAAGUGCAUCUAGGAAAAACGGGGAAGGCGUAAAGAUGUUACAAUGAGUGAAAUCAUAAUUGUAUAGGUGAUGAAUCGUAUAGAUGAUUCAACUGGUGGUCAAGACACACAAAAUUGAAAUGUUUUAAUUUAUGUGAGAUAAAAGGUAAAAAUAUACCCUUUUGGAGAAGAAUCUGAAAAGUACUCAGAAGUAUGAGGUAAAGUUUGUUGCCCUGUCCUUUCUGAAAAGGGUCUGAAAAGUAUUUUGAAAAAAUAUAAGAAGUAGGCCUACUUCUGCUGUCUUUUGUGAAAACUGCCUCUGCACUUAUUUGUGUGAGGUAGAUGUUUAUGGCCACUCCCCUUUCCAUCGUGGCCUACUCUAAGGUCAGUGAGAGCUGCCUGCCAUGCCUGCUGAGCUAAUAACAGGGUCAGACUGGUGAAGAAGCACUGGCAGGCAGCCUUGGGCUAUGCAGACGUGUAAUUUUCUCUUGGAGGUGAUGAAUCGCUUGCGGUCAGAUGUGGAUGUGCCGUCGGAUUCCUUUUUGGGGGCUGAGCGACUGCUCCUCCAAUGCCUCUGUGUCCUAUAUUAGGCUUUUUAAUGUCCCUGGUCUUUUUACCAUUUAGUCUUUACUUUAUUCCCAUAAAUGGUCAAUUUUCUGUCACCCCCCCCCCCCAUUUUUUCCUCAUACUGCAUGUGCUUUUCCCUAAUCUCUUCAUCAACUACACUUUCAAUCUCAUCAUCCUCUUUUUCUCCACACAUCCUUCUCUCUGCUCCUGCUCUCUCUCAUCUCUCUAUCAAUCUGUUUGACCAUGUUUAUGUCGUUCAAUCUACUUGUUUACCCUCUGGCAUUGAUCUAACAUUUUAAUACUCAUCAUUCAUCACUCUCUGCCUCCUCUGUCCUUAUCUUCACUCAAAUCAUAGCGGGUUUAUAAUGUAGGAGUAAAAUAAGCUUAAAAAAUAAUACUGUAACCAGUUGGUGAAGUAGAUAUUGUUUCUUCAAUGAGAUACAAAUGAGGUGCAUAUGUAAUCUGUCAUUUUUUUCCUCGUCUCACUUUCACUACCUCUCCUAUGCAGACCAGUAAGGUUCCUCCCCCUUCUGUAUGCAGUUUGCCAUCUGACCCUGGCUUUCCCCGCGCAAACAGGAUACUCAGAAGGUACAGAUCUUCUAACGUAUAUUUUGAUGGACUAUCAUUAUUUGUGAUGACAAUGCAUUGCAUUAAAACAUUUAUUUUGAUUUCAGGUUAUUAUUUUAAAGGGAUACUUUGGGAUUUUGGCCUUUACUUCGGCCUUUAUCUACUUCCCCAGAGUCAGAUGAACUUGUGGAUACCAUUUUUAUGUCUCUGCGUGCAGUUUGAAGGAAGUUGUUAACUAGCGUUAGCCUACUUGCUAACAAGCAUUAGCGCAAUGACUGGAGAUCUAUGGGAGACUUCCAGUCAUUGUGCUAAUGCUAGUUAGCAUUUGCUCGCGAAACUACCUCUUAACUCCUUCAUACUGGACGCAGAGACAUGAAAUGGUAUCACAAAAUAUCCCUUUAACCUUAGCAGCCCUGUGGUCAUCAUGAACUAGAAUUUAAAGCCUCAGUUGCUGUAUAGUAAUUGCUGCAUAAUAGUUGCUGUAUUACAAUUGCUUGGGAUAGAAGAUAGUUAAGAUAAAUAUGGAUUAUGUAUAAUUUAUAUUUCUAUAUAUUCAACAUGUACAUGAUUAAAGCAUUUAGUUUUCCGCCCAUUCCGUAAUCAUAUAAUAUUUUUUCUGAAAUUGUACUCAUCCAUGGAAUAUAACCAUUGCUGCAGAAUUUUGAAGAUUGUCCCCAAAAUGCAUUAUUCACCACCACCACUAGAGGUUAACAGCCGGCCACUUACUCAGUCAGCAUCGUUUACUCACUGUAUCUCUCCUUCCUGACCUAGAUGACAACCGACAACUCCAGGUCACCAUCUCCAAGGCAACCCCGAUCUCCACUGCACACCUGGGAGGCUCCAUCACAAUCCCCUGUCUGGUGUCCAUGUCCCCUGGGCCCCCCUCGUCCUCCUUGCCCCCCAUCCUGCCCCGGGUCAAGUGGAGCGUGUUGCAUGAUGGGGAGCAGGAGGAGACAGAGAUCCUAGUGGCGCGGGGUCAAAGGGUGAAGGUCAACGAGGCCUACACAGAACGAGCCUCCCUGGUCAACUUUGCAGACUCGCCUGAGAACCUCUCCCUCUGGCUGGGGGAGCUGCGCUCAACAGACACAGGGCACUACCGCUGCGAGGUGCAGCAGGGCCUGGACGACGCCAGUGACUUCACACAGAUCAAGGUCAAAGGUAACAGAGGGAGAAGCAUUUUUAAGGUUGUAGGAGUCUGUGAGUUUUUUUACUUGUCGAACAGGUUUAGAAACUGCUUAUAGAAAACAAACAGAUUUAGCCUUGUAUGCAACUAUUCACAUUUUUUCUUCCAGUUUUUACCACAUAUUGUGUAUUUGAGCCUGUCCAUAUUUCUCUGUGCAUGUAUGUUUGUGUUUGUGCACACGUGUGUGCAUGUAGGUGUGGUCUUCCACUACAGACACGCCUCUGGCCGCUAUGCAUUUUCGUUCAGUGAGGCCCAGGCGGCGUGCGAGGGCAUUGGGGCACACAUCGCUACUCCCGACCACCUUCUGGCAGCCUACUACGAUGGCUAUGAACAGUGUGACGCCGGCUGGCUCGCUGAUCAAUCUGUCAGGUAUCCACAACUUGCCCUAUAAUACAAAGACACAUUUCUUAAAGGUGCAAGACUUUGUUUUGACUACCUGAGUUAUUAACGGGCAGUGCUGAGGUGCCAAGGUUAUAGAAUGUCAACAAACAGCAGUGAGCUAAUUCACACAUCUAUAGGCUACUGGGGUUUUUGAAUUUGGCCCACUGUGUGGUAUGUAAUACUAUUUCACGCACCAGCUGUUGUACUUUUCUGGCAGACUGUGUGUUGGCCUGAUGGCAGCUGAAUCAGUCUCACUGUAGUCCUGGUGUUAAUUAAGCUAGAUUUCCUCGUGUGUAUUGUCAUGGCUUACAUGUGUAAGAUAAGCACUCUAUUUGGUCUUUGUUCCCAACACCCACAACAAUUCCUGCUAACAGAUUAAAAAACAAUGACUGAGACCCCUCACCUAUCAGAGUUAGUCUUUACAAUGUUUUCUUAGCACAGGAAAUACAAAUAUUUUUGCACCUAUUACGCAGAUAUCCAAUCCAAGUUCCCCGGGAAGGUUGCUAUGGUGACAUGGAUGGCCGCCCAGGAGUGAGGAACUAUGGGACGCUGGAACCAGAGGAACUGUUUGAUGUGUAUUGUUAUGUGGAGCAUAUUGAUGGUAAAAAAUAGAACUUGUGAAUAGCUUACCGUAAAAAGGCAGUGUAAAUAGUGACAGUGUGAAUAGCUCCCCGUAAAAAAGGAUGUAAAUGUGAUUCUACUGAGCAAUAACGUAUGUUUGUACGUUUGUGACAUUGUGUAAAAAAUCAUAAAGGACAAUAUGUAAUUUUGUCAAGUCAGAUGCUUUGUCAUUGUAUAUCAUCGUGUUCUGAAGGCACUCUAUAAAAUGACAGUGUUGGGUCUCCUUAAAGGGAUAGUUCACCCAAAUACAAAAUUACAUAUUGGUUUCCUUACCCUCCAAACAGUCUCUGAACAAGGUAUGACAGCAAUCCAUGCUUUGAUUUAGUUUCCCUGGUAUUGUUUCCACAUGCUAACGUUUUAGCAUUUAGCAUUUGUGGCACCAUCCAAGUCAUGGGACCGAUAUUAGCAUUUUUCACGCAUCAUGUUCAAAUAGUUUCUAAGUUACUUUGUUGAGCUUCACAAUUGUAGAUAGUUUCUGAUUAUUUGGACAUGAUGUGCGAAAAAAAUGCUAAUAUCGGUCCCAUGACUUGAAUGGGAUGUGUGACACAAAUGCUAAAACGUUAGCAUGUGGUAACAGUGCCAGGUAAACUAAACCAAAUCAUGGAUUGCUAUCAUACCUUUACCAUAGACCAUUUACAGGGCAAGGAAACCAUUAUAUCAUUUUGUAAUUUGUGUGAACUAUCCCUUUAAGUUACAGGCAUGGAGGGUUUUUAGCUAGUGGACAGAGUACACACUUUAGAUGAGUGAGAUAAUUUGUAUUUACACAGCAUACAUCUUAGACAUUGAUAGUACUUUCCCUCCAAGGACAGGUACAUUACAUAUCAAAUCUUGAUGUCAAUUUCCCAACCAAGGUCUCAUUCUCCCAUGUGUUCAGCCUUUUGUAUUUUUCCAGAUACUUCAGGGAAAUUAAGGAUCUAGGACAAUUGUUCGGGAUCUAAUUCCCAUUAGGAGUCUAACACGUGACCCUUUUUGUGCAGGGGAGGUGUUCCAUGGCUCUGCCCCAAAGCAGCUGUCAUUGGAUGAGGCUUGGGCGUACUGCGAGAAGGAAGGGGCAAAGCUGGCUACCACAGGGCAGCUGUACAUGGCGUGGAGUGAGGGUCUGGACCGCUGCAACCCUGGCUGGCUGUCUGAUGGCAGUGUGCGCUACCCCAUCAUCACCCCUAGAGAGCGCUGUGGAGGGCCUCAGGCAGGGGUCAAGACCCUGUAUCGUUACAGCAACCAGACAGGCUUCCCUGAAUCAUCCAGCCGCCAUGAUGUUUACUGUUUCAGAGGUCUGUUUUGUACUGGACUAAUAAGUAGUUAAAAGAUCCUUAAGAGUCUAUUGACGCACCCGUGCGUUAAACCUAAGUAACAUAAUAAUAAAAUCCCCAUAAAAAUCUGUCAGUUUAAACUAGAGAUAUCAGUUUUUUUCCAUGGGCUGCGUCUCAAUCCCCCACAACUGCUAUGUCAGCCUUCCGCAUCUGCCGUGGAAGGUGGCCAAGUUACAGCGGUGUUUGUCAGACCAUGAGACAUCCCGAAAAUCGGUCUUCUCACGAAAAUGUCUGUAGCGUCUGAACGGUUUGGCCUAAAAAACUAUUAUGACCACUCUAUGGAAAGGGGAGGCACUCACGAACACGAUGGUGUUCUCUGUUUUCUACGAGGACACAGGACUCAUCUGAAGGUAACCCAUACAAACAAAUGGAAGUAUGAAGGUCGUUUUGUGCCUACAAAAAUAAGGGGUUAAUUGUGUGUAAAAAAUAUAUAUUUAAAAAUCCUGAGCUUUCUUAUAUCUCCUAAAUAUAGGACAGACACUUCAACAUUUUAUUCCUUAUGAUUUAUUUUUUGACUGUCUUUUUUUGCCAUUUACAGUGAGGGAAAAAAAGUAUUUGAUCCCCUGCUGAUUUUGUACGUUUGCCCACUGACAAAGACAUGAUCAGUCUAUAAUUUUAAUGGUAGGUUUAUUUGAACAGUGAGAGACAAAAUAAUAACAAAAAAAUCCAGAAAAACGCAUGUCAAAAAUGUUAUAAAUUGAUUUGCAUUUUGAUGAGGGAAAUAAGUAUUUGACCCCACUGCAAAACAUGACUUAGUACUUGGUGGCAAAACCCUUGUUAGCAAUCACAGAGGUCAGCCGUUUCUUGUAGUUGGUCACCAGGUUCCACUCCUCUUUGCAUUCCAUUUACGAAUAAUCGCACCAACUGUUGUCACCUUCUCACCAAGCUGCUUGGCGAUGGUCUUGUAGCCCAUUCCAGCCUUGUGUAGGUCUACAAUCUUGUCCCUGACAUCCUUGGAGAGCUCUUUGGUCUUGGCCAUGGUGGAGAGUUUGGAAUCUGAUCGAUUGAUUGCUUCUGUGGACAGGUGUCUUUUAUACAGGUAACAAACUGAGAUUAGGAGCACUUCCUUUAAGAGUGUGCUCCUAAUCUCAGCUCGUUACCUGUAUAAAAGACACCUGGGAGCCAGAAAUCUUUCUGAUUGAGAGGGGGUCAAAUACUUAUUUCCCUCAUUAAAACAUUUUUGACAUGCGUUUUUCUGGAUUUUUUUGUUGUUAUUCUGUCUCUCACUGUUCAAAUAAACCUACCAUUAAAAUUAUAGACUGAUAAUUUCUUUGUCAGUGGGCAAACGUACAAAAUCAGCAGGGGAUCAAAUACUUUUUCCCCUCACUGUAUGAAUGUGUUAUUCAAUGCGUUUCUAUGGGCCAAAUUCAAUAUUUGAUCAAAUAAUGUAACAAAAAAAAAAAAAUAUUAUAUCUAUCUAUCUAUAUCUAUAUGUAUAUAUAUAUACUUAAAUGGGUCCUAAAAUUCUAAUUACAUAGCUAGAUGAUCCAUGGUAUGACCAUCUUAAAAUAAUUCCAUAUGUUAGCUUAGUAGCCCCCCCCCCCCCUCAUUUCAGAGGUCUGUUUUGUACUGGCCUAAUUAGUAAUUAAAAGAGAUAGUACGGUACUUACUUCAGAGGUCUGUUUUGUACUGGACUAAUUAGUAAUUAAAAGAGAUAGUACAGUACUUACUUCAGAGGUCUGUUUUGUACUGGACUAAUUAGUUGUAACAUAUAUAAUAUAGGUUUUAUUAUUGCAAGAGAUUUGUUGGAUUGCAUGCUUCCAUGGAUUAUUUUGUGUUGUUAUGCAGAGAAUGUGUUUGUCUAAUGAAUGGACAUAAAACGAUCUCCUGUCUACACCCUGUUCUUCUCAGGUAAUGGGAAUCCUCACACUGAUGCCCCCAUGGACUACAUGGCCACUGAGCCAGAGGACAUCAGACAAGAUAUUGUCGUUAUUAUGGAGCCUGCCGAGGAGCUCCAUCUGAGCCAGGAUCCAGAGCAAAUGGAGCGAGAGGCCCAGAGUGUCCUGGAAUCCCUCCCUGUCUUUCAGUCAGCUCCUGCUCGGGAGGACCUGCAGGGGACUCCCCCUACUGCCAUGUUAAGCACAGAGGUCCCACUCACCCGUACAGCCUCCACCCAGGACCUCCUCCAGCCCUUUGAUGAGACUUCACUUCCUGUAGAAGAAGACUACCACUCCCAAGAUCCUACUUCACUACCCAACACCUCCAGUGAGCCAGACUCCCUCCACGAAGGAGACUAUCACUCCCAACAUCCUACUUCACUACCCAACACCUCCAGUGAGCCAGACUCCCUCUCCGAAGGAGACUAUCAUUCCCAGCAUCCUACUUCACUACCCAACACCUCCAGUGAGCCAGACUCCCUCUCCGAAGGAGACUAUCAUUCCCAGCAUCCUACUUCACUUCCCAGCACCUCCAGUGAGCCAGACUCCCUCCACGAAGGAGACUAUCACUUCCAGAAUUUUAGUUCACUACCCAGCACCUCAAGUGUGCCAGACUCCCCCCACGAAGAAGACUAUCACUCCCAGCAUCCUACUUCACUACCCAGCACCUCCAGUGAGCCAGACUCCCUCCACGAAGGAGACUAUCACACCCAGUAUACUACUUCACUACCCAGCACCUCCAGUGAGCCAGACUCCCUCCACGAAGGAGACUAUCACUCCCAGAAUUCUAGUUCAUUACCCAGCACCUCCAGUGUGCCAGAGUCCUUCCACGAAGGAGACUAUCACUCCCAGCAUCCUACUUCAUUACCCAGUACCUCCAGCGUGCCAAACUCCCUCCACGAAGGCAACUCCAGUCUCUACCGGCUCGAGCUGGAAACGACCCCAGAAUUCCCAGAGCCGUCCUACGAGCCACACAGACAUUACCAGCCGAUGCCAGAGAUUAACCCGGAGGAACCCGACUACCAGCAGUCAGGAUCUUCCAAGCACUUCCAGCCGAUGCCAGAGACCAACCUGGAGUUGGAUCAACUGGAAGCCAACUACAGCACAACAGCAGGUAACCAGAGUCAUCGGGAGAAUGCACAAGAGACUACCACAAUGACCUUUGACUCCAUAGAGAAUGCUACCGAGGCACAUGACCCCACUGCAGAGAGGAGGCACAAAGAGGCGAUUGUGGGAGAACCUGAGGAGACAUCCAUCUCGACCGAGUCCCCGGGAGAGCUUGAUCCCCACCCAGUCUGGUCUACACUCUCCCCCUACGGAAAGGCAACCUCAGUGUGGUUGCCCCUGGAUGGAUCUGGAGAUGUGUCCCAAGGUAUGGCUAAUGUGGCCCCCAAUUCCUCAUGUACUUUGGGCUAUAGCUUUAUGAUACAUGACAUUUAAUAUUUUUUGUAUUUUGUAUUUAUUAGGAUCCCCAAUUAGCUGCUGCCGAGGCAGCGGCUACUCUUGCUGGGGUCCAAACAGGAAUCAACACAGCAAAUAAAAUACAUAAUAUACAUAAAUAUAGAUAGCACUACAUUUACAUUACAAUUCAGCCAUUCAGCAGACUCUCCCAUCCAGAGCGACCCACAGCUAGUGCAUUCAUCUUAAGAUAGCCAGGCGAGACAACCACAUAUCACAGUCGUAUCCCAACCACGUAUCACAUACACAAUACAAUACAUAAUACAAUGCAAAAUACAAUACAAAAUGCAUAGAAAUGUCUGUGUGUCUCUUUAUAGUCCCCGUCAUGCCUUAAGGUGUUCUUUUAUCUAAUUUUUGAAUCUGGUUUUGUUUGCUAGCUUGAGUUACCUGGGGUGGCUGAGAGUUCCAUUUAGUCAUGGGCCUAUUUAAUACUGUGUGUUUCCUAGCCUCAGUUCUGGACCUGGGGACUGUGAAGAGACCUCUGGUUGCAUGUCUUGUGUGAUACCGAUGAGUGUCCGAACUGUGUGUCAACUGCUUGAACAGACAGUUUGGUAUCAUCAACAGAAAGACCAAUAGUGAUGCAGUCAACCUCUCCUCAACUUUGAGUCAGAAGAGAUUGACAUGCAUGUCAUUGACAUUCACCCUCUGUGUACAUCUAAGUGUGAUACGUGCUGCAUUGUUCUGGACCAACUGCAAUCUGCCUAUUACAUGAAAACCUGCUUGUUAUUUUAGAAGCAAGUGUAUUUUGAUCAUACUUGAAAAUAGUGUAUAAUGUAAAAAUAAAAUAAAUAAUAUCUUCGAUGUUAGACGUUUUUGAUCUUAUAGUUGUUACAGAUGUUACUCCUAACUCCUUUUCUCAAAAGUAUGUACUUUGUCAUUGUAGGGCUGUGUAGAACUUAAGACUUCAUAAUCAUCCAACAAUAAUGUAUAUUGUACCUUCUUUACAGAGAUAGACCUAGGUGUUCACCAGGGAAUCCACACAGACAGAUCCCCCACCUCUGAAUCCUCUGACUUCACCCCUCAAAUGUCUGCCUCCCCUGGAGCCACCAGCAUCCCCAGUGAGCAGCAGACAAGAGUUCCGCAUUCAAGCAGCAUCUCAUCUGGACUGGAUCAUUAUGAGGAGCUGGGACUGGAUGUGUACUCCACAGUAGCUGUGUACUCCACAGUAGGCCAUCCACAAGGAACCUCCCAGGGAACUUCCUCCGCUAGGCCGGAAGGCAGCACCAUUCUAGAUUUCGAGGGUAUCGUCAUUCCAGAGAGAUUGGAACCUUUAGGAGAAGUGAAGCUGACACUAGGGGAGUCUGAUGAGGAGCACCUGGGGUCUGGAGAGGGCAUAGCCACGACAGAGUCUCCAGACCUCUCCACCACCUCCCAGCUGCCUGUCGAGUUUACCACAAUGGGCUAUCAAACAACGACCAUGUCCAGAAUAGAGGUGGAUCCCACCACCAUGGACCCUGAAGAAGAUAGAAGUGGACAUGAGCCAGGCACUGAUGAACCAUCCCUGGGAGAAAAAGUUACCGUCUUCCCCCUUGAGUCGCAAACAACUAGCUGGGAUCUGCACCGCUCCACCUCUGCAUCCCAAGAGUCUCAGGAAGACCUUGAAUACAGCGGGGAACCCCCAUCCACCUCUUCCCAGACAGAGCUUCCAGACUCCUCAGCAGAAACUGAUCGGUUUGGGUCAGACUCCUUGUCCACCUCAAGUACGGAUCCCACCGCUGCCACUAUGUCCACAUCCACCAUGUACACAUCCACAGAGUGGGCCACACAGACCUGGAGCCCCACCACCUCCACCACACCAGGUCCCCCAGAAACAUCUGAGCCGGAGAGGGUGACAGCUCUUAUGCCCCCCGUAGAUGAGGGCCAGUUGGAUCUGGAAUUCGGCUUCACCCAGCCGCCCACCCUGCUCAUCUUGCCCAAUGAGAGGGCUGCUGUGGGCAGUGCCAGGAAGAUUUCAGGUAACACUCAAGCCACCCUAACCAGCCUAACCGCCCUCUUGCUGCUCGACAAGGCGAUGCACUAAACCCCGGCCUCUCCCACCCCAAGCUGCCUUGCUCCAUUUUCUGCAAACAACCACCCUCCCAACGGCUCCCCCCUCUUCGUCUGUCUCACUGUUUGUCUCAGCAGCCCACUCCCCCUCCUCCCCCUCCUUCCCCCUUAAAGAGCACCCUGCUCUUUGUGAUCCCCAAGAAUUGAGCAUUGACAGAUAUAUGGGACAACUCCCUUUUGACAUUUGUCAAACAAACCAGUCUUGCUGUGCAUGAUGUUUUUGUCACUCAAAGAUUGACUUCUGUGAAGUACUGUAUUGCCCAGACACACCAUUUCUGUGAAAGAGAAUUGCGAUGCUUGAUUUUCUCCCCCUAUUCUUCCUGCCAGAGUGAUGUCCAACUUGCACCUUCACCGUCCUGAAUGUUUCUGCAUUCAAACAGUCAAUUUCCUCUUACCAGGGGCCCAUAUUAGUUUGAGCACAAUUCCAAGUGAAAAAAAAACAGUGUUAUUAAUCCAGACAAACAUUUGUCCUUGCAUUGUAACUCCACUAACUCUGAAUGUAACAGCACUGAUUCCCAAAUGCAACACCACUGACAUUUUAUUGGCAAAGAAUACAGAUAUUAUUGAUUUAAUAGAGGGACAGUAUCCCAAUUAUAAAACGUCAGCAACUUUUUAAACUAACUCAGCAGGUAUUGAGUUAGUAUAUAGUAGAUAUAUAAUAGAAUGUAUGGCGAAUAAUGUCACUUCUAUAACCAUAAUAAGGGAAUGUCCAGCUUUCAAGUCUUGUAGACAUGUAAAUUACAUCUAAUUAGAAUAUUUGUAAUGUUAUUUGGGGUAAAAAUGUCUGUAAUACCAUCAAUCUCUCAGUGUAACAGGACAUACCAUUUGAAAAAUGACAAUGACCUCCUAGAUGGCGGUCUGAUCAUAGUUUCUUCCAAAACGUUUAAACAUUUGUAAUGAGUAAGUGUUUCUAAAUAUAACAUGGAAACGAUUGAGGCUGGUUUAUUGUUUGACGCUAAAGUAAAAUCAGUGUGGCAUGAUUAGUGCCAUGUCAUCUAAUAUAAAAUGGGUCUUUGCAGAUUGUGAUUGUAUAGAUGGAGAGUCAGAACCAGCAUAUCACAAGCACAGCUAACAGCAUGGAUUAUUCUUUAAACAUGUGUGCUUUCUCCUUUAUGGAGUUAACUCAAACAUGAUGGCCAAAUCCAGAAAACCAUUAAACCAACAGACCAUAAACCAGCCUGUUGGAUAACUUGCACAGAAUUGUAUAAAAUGCUACAUUUGCCGUCUCAUUUUAGUAAAUGUGCUUUUACACAGAGAAGUAACCAUUAAAGGUGAAAAUCAAAAUUAGAGGACAUGGCCUUUAAUUUUAGGUUUACUUUCUCACUGGUGCUUUACUUUCCAGACAGAUUAGGUAGAAAUUGCCCUAACCACUGACACAGCAUCUGAUAUUUCUUUAUCCGCCUAAUGGUUAAAAUAGGGGGUUGGGUAAUCUGAUCCUACAUCUGUAGUUAAGGACAACUUCUACCUCAAGCUUUCUCUACACAGGUGAUGCCAGAUGCAGGCUUUGUGAGCGUUGUUAUCAACUCAAUAUGUGAACUUUGGUUCCAUCUACUGGCUGAUUGUAUGUUCAUCUAAAGGAAAGGAGAAUAUGGAGGUAACUUGUGGAAUAGACACCAGCUGGAAUGCGGUUUUAACCAAUCAGCAUUCAGGAUUAGAACCACUGGUUGUAGUCGGAUACAUGUGUGCUCCAGUCUGACACAAGAGGCAAUGUGAUACUUUCAGGUAGAUUCUUUUUGGUGGUCUUAUUUUCAUACCUAAUGUCUAAGUCUCACUCCCUCACUUCUGGUUCCAGCCCAGGUUACAUUUAUAGUAGAUUGCAGAAAUACCACUAAGGUAUGAGGCAUCCAUGAUGUGUCAUAGUUCAUUUUUACAAUUAUCAGCAAUCUUAACACUGUACUUUGGUAAUAUGUUCCGGACCAAAAUAUAACAUCUACACAGAGAUGCAUGCAAAAGUAUACCCAAUGGAAAACAUCAUGAGAGGUUAAUUGUAGGUAAUCAAUUGCCGAUAAAGACAGUAUUACUAAUUCCCUUGCACCCUUUAUCACAUCACCUUCAUCAUCACUAAAUGUCUAAGUAUCACAACACUGAAAUCAUCAUCAUAAUUGUAGACAGUGAUAGAAAUGGCUUACUCAUCCUCGCCAUAGAGGGCGUAAUUACCCUGAGAGUUAAUAAGUACUUGACCUGGUGAAUAGUCAGGGAGUCAUUCAAGGUUACGGUGAUAUCUUCAGCAGACAUGACAAGGACCAUGGUCACUCUGAGUUCAUUGAACAUCCUUCGGGCAGGAGAUGCAGCACCUGAUUGGGCAGCCUUACAGACCUUCACCAACCUUGCUUUUUCUUUACAUAAUCUCUAAACUCUUUGACUUCAACUCUUUCAUCAUCAUACUCAUAUUUUAACCACGUUAAAUAUUGUUCUCUUUAUCCUCUUUGCUGCAGCUACCCUCACUGUUUUCUACACACUAGGCUAUAAUCGAAUGAUAUUAUCAUUGUAUUAUUUUUACUACAGUGCAACUUUAUUAUUUACUAUUAGUAUUACUACAGUAGUAGGCUGCAUAUGGUUAUCAGAGCUGGCAGGACUGGCCUCUUGCUGUGUUUCAGAUGCCUGUCUGGAGGACCCCUGUGCCAACGGCGGCACCUGCGUUGAGAUGGGUGGGAGCACCACAUGCCUCUGUUUGCCCAGCUAUGGAGGUGACCUCUGUCAGACAGGUGAGCUCCUCAUUCUUCUUGUAAGAGUGCUAUUAAACAGUGUUAUAAUGCACCAGAUGGCAGACUACUGGGUGGCAGGUAGUCUAGCGGUUAAGCGUGUUGGACCAGUAACGGAAAGGUUGCAGGUUCGAAUCCCUAAACUAACUAUGGGGGGAAUCUGUCGAUGUGCCCUUGAGCAAGGCACUUAACCCUAAUCGCUCCUGUAAGUUGCUCUGGUUAAGAGCAUCUGCUAAAUGACUAAAAUGUAAUGUAAUGCACCACCACAUUCAGUAAUAAUACUUUUGGGUUUGUAUGUGCUGAAGCAGGUUAAGUCAGGCUCUGAUGAGUGGAGCCACAUUCCAGUCAUCUUCGUAAUAAAGAAGUAAAAGGAUAUAUACGGCCAAAACAUAAACAAAGUAACAGAACCUUCAUUUUUUUGUUAUUAGAAGGUAAGACAGUUGUACUAGUCUAGCUUACUAGUACUACGCUAUUAAUAACUAGUAGUACUAUUAACUCAAUCAAUCAAAUUGAAAUAUUACACACUGUGGCGUUAAGAGCCCAUUAAUCUCAAAGAACCACCUUGUUCGAAGAGGACAAUCCAAGAAUGGCUGUUCCAUCCCUGAUCCCAACUCAAGAAAGGACAAAACCUUGCUUUUGGAACAAUUGUCCCCUUCAGUUCAGUCUGACGCAGCCUUUUCUUUGAGACCAGCUUGCUAUGCCACCGUGUUCCUGUCACACAGAUUUAGGGAUGAGAACAUAGAAAUUGAAAGAAGGCGAAAUGAAGUGUUCUUUAGAUGGAUGAACCUCAUGGAUCUAUAUGCUCAGUGAAUCAGGGAAACUGUCAUUGUGGGUUAGAAUAAUCUAGUUACAGAGUAAGGCCAGGAUUCAAUCAAAUACAAUUUUCCUGGCAUUCGCGGAGAUCACAUUCACGUCAACACUGUGAAUGUUGGCUCAAGCUUAAACAAUUUCCUUCAAAAGUCAAGUGUAUUGCACUUGUCGAUAAUGCAUCUUAGAUUGAAUCCCGAGCAAGGUCUUAAGGUAGUUUCGUUCGGGUCACCUCAUUGUUUUUCAUCAAUACCACCUCUUCUCUCUCUUUCUUGUUCAAUGGUCAGAAAAGCUAAACGGAUCUAACCUUUCCCUCUUAAUCGUCCAAAUAAAAUAAUUACAUCUAGUAAAUCUCUCCCACCCUCCCUCCUGUUCUGUCUCUUAGACCUGGAGCAGUGUGGGGUGGGCUGGCAAAAGUUCCAUGGGAACUGCUACAAGCACUUCAACCAGCGGCUGAUCUGGGAGGUGGCGGAGCAGCACUGUCGCAUGGUGGGGGGCCACCUGGUGUCAAUCAUGACCCCUGAGGAGCAGGACUUCAUUAACAGUACGGUGGGAGUGGUGACAGCGAGCCACCAAACUUCCUACUCCACCUUUUCUCUUUCAUUGAUAGGCAACUCCAUUUGUUAGCAUAGCGUACCAUUUUACAGCACAUUAAUACAUUGGAAAUAUAGCAGCUAGCUCUCAAGGGUUUGUGUGUGCUAUUUAUUAGCAUAGGAAGGACAAAUGUCAUGACCCUGCUGUGCGGAAGUGCUACAUGCAAAUGCUAAUCUGGGUGAUUAAAGAGGUAGUUCAGCAAAAUUACUAAAUCAAUUAGAUGAACACUUACUUUUAACCAGAGUGACAGACUGUGUACUCAGCCACUGUCACAACUGCUGACAUUAGCAUUAAUUACCAAAAACACAAUGGGAGAGAUGGGGGGCAGCUUUAGCAUGUUCUAAAUUACGUGGCCACAUUACCUCCAAGUAACUUCAUGCCCAGUCAAUUGGCAACACAAACCCUGGCAGAGUUGUUGAUAUUCGCAGUGGAAGCACAAACACAAAGGUCUACUGUAUAACUUCUUCGAGGAGUGAUAGGCCUACUGCUUGAAAAGCAAAUAAAAUGGCUUGUUCUAUCCGCAGAUAACUAUAAGGAGUAUCAGUGGACUGGACUGAACGACAAGACCAUCGAGGGGGAUUUCCGCUGGUCCGAUGGUAACCCAUUGGUGAGUCCAGUGUGGUAUCGAGUAAAUGUUGCUAGUCAUUGCUGAUAAACAAAGGAGUCCGCUCAUACUGAACCUGGAUCAUAAGUUUUAUUCAUAUCACAAGCUUCCAGCAUGAGUUACAGACUUGCAGGGUCUGGAGAGCAGUGUCCUCGAAUUCUAAUGGCUGCUCUAACCCCCUAUGCCCCCAGCAUAUACUUAUAAACAAUGUGAAAAUAUGGGUUGCUCCCUCUGCGGUCCAAUCACCGGUCUCCCCUGGGGCGUCACCCCACAAAUGGCUACUUUUGAACUAACAUAAACAACAUUCUUUCAGUUCCACUUAAAACCAUUAACAAAGACAUAAUCCUAAUACACAACACCAGACAGAUUGGUUUGACAUAGAAAAAGUACUGUGUCAAAACAUGUCCACAGGAUGACAUGCAGCUACAAAGACACAGGAACACAAGACACAAGACAUUAGCUCCCAUGCUUAUAAACUACUACAGGUCUGUGUCUCUCACCUUGUCUUCACAGCUCUAUGAGAACUGGUACAGGGGCCAGCCUGACAGUUACUUCCUGUCUGGAGAGGACUGUGUGGUGAUGGUAUGGCAUGAUGCCGGGCGCUGGAGUGACGUGCCCUGCAACUACCACCUGGCCUACACCUGCAAGAAAGGCACCUGUGAGUAAUGGACAUGAUUUUACUACAAACAAGCACCUAUCUACCAGUUCCUUUACAUACCUGUAACUACCUCUGUGCAAUAGAUUAUAUUGCUAUACAGGCAAUAGGUCACAGAGGUAGUUAACUUAGAGGUAUGUAGAAGUAGUAGUAGAUGUUUAAUGCUCACAUUCAAUACAGUCCCAAACUAGUGUAACGCUCAAAACUUAACUGUAUUGAAUGUGUACAUUAGGACAAAUAAUCGUUUAACUUUUCAUUUUACAUUUUAGUAGACACUCUUAUCCAGAGCAACUUACAGUUAGUGAGUGCAUACAUUUUCAUACUGGUCGAAUCGAACCCACAACCCUGGCGUUGCAAGCGCCAUGCUCUACCAACUGAGCUACACAGGACUUUCAUGAAUGUGUUUUUGAUUUAGAAGACAUUAUCACCUACAGUCUUUGUAACUCCUCCCACAGCUUCAUGUGGCCCUCCCCCCAAAGUCCGGAACGCAUCUGCGUUUGGCAAAAUUCGCCAGAGGUACGAGACAGACGCGGUUGUGCGCUACUACUGUGCCCAGGGCUUCCAGCAGAGACAAAACCCUCUGGUCAAGUGCCUGCCAGGUGGCAAGUGGGAGGAGCCCCAGAUCCUCUGCAUCGCUGGUAUGAACAGUUCUAUGACCAGCCCACCUAUCUCUAACCCAUGACCAUGUUCCAUUACAGUUCUGAUUUUGCUAAAUAUGACUCAAGAACAGUUAUUGGGAUACAGUUCAUCUCUCGUGACAGACUGUCAGCAAGAAUCUGCCUCACUAAAGAAAUACUGAAGAAUUGUGAUUUAGUACAUCAGUGUCACUGAUUCUUUUGAAGAAUGAAGGAGAUGCUUAAGAGUGGAGACUGGGUUUUUUAACCGGAAAGUUAGUUGUUAUUCUGUAGUGGGGAGUUGCUGAAUCUGAUUUAGCUCUGGAGGAGAACAUCUAUCUUUGGGUUCAAAGCCGGGAUUCAAUCAGUCGCAUUGUCAACAAGCGCACUGCACUUCACUUUUAAAGGUAGUUUACACUUGAGCCAACAUCUGCAGUGUUUACUGCGAAUGCAAUCUACACAACCGUCAGGGAAUUGCCUGUAGAAGACACAAUGUCGAUUGUCGACAGUGCUGUGCGCUUGUUGAAAUGUGCCUUUCAUUGAGUCCCGGCCUAAGUCAAGGCAAUGCCAUAGCGGCAGGCAAAGCCAACCCAGAAAACUAGCGGCUAAAUCAGACAGUUCUCACUCUGGACAUUAUGUGGGAGGGACAAGAUAGAUGUAUGAAAGUAAUGUACGUAUGACACUGCCUUUUUAUCCAACAGAUUUGUCAGAAGUCUUUAUUUUCAACUUUGUGUUGGGGUUUCCUUUCAGGGGCAGGAAGCACAGCACAGAUAGCAGGAGUAACAUCACCAACCACAGGAAACCAGGAGCUGGCUGAAGAGGAAUCACAAACAACAAAGAAAACGCUUCAAUACUGGGACAUCAAGUGGAACUUUUAAAUUCCAUACCAUGUCCCAUUACACUUCAAUAGUUUUCUUUCCUCAUUGACCAGAGAUCUGAAAUGGCUGAACAUGUGAAGGCAAUAGGGUGAUAUUGAAGGAAAGGAGACAAGGAAAGAGUAUUGGG
This is a messenger RNA of Coregonus sp. 'balchen', 23531 nucleotides long. The record is from the annotation of a GenBank genome assembly. Lineage: Eukaryota; Metazoa; Chordata; Actinopteri; Salmoniformes; Salmonidae.